Messenger RNA from Peronospora matthiolae, 327 nucleotides. The record is from the annotation of a GenBank genome assembly. Lineage: Eukaryota; Oomycota; Peronosporomycetes; Peronosporales; Peronosporaceae.
AUGCGAACGCAUCCCACGUUUUACGUUGGUCGGCUUAAGCCGUACCAUCAGUACGCUGCUUCUUCCGAUGAAGAACGCCCUUGCGCUCAAGCAUCUCGCAGAGAGCCUUGUGGUCCCGAUGGUGGGCAUCGACAAGGGUCUGAAGAGCAGUUAUCUCAUCCCGAGACCGAUCAACAAUCCCACGAGCUACCCUUAGCUCGUCACGAAGAGAUGUCAGAGCUCUCUCUCGUUCUCAAGCUGAGCAAAGGCAAACUCAGCUCGAUGCCUCGAAACAGCGUCCGCCAGUUGGAGACGCCUGUCCCGCUCAUAUUCGAGAUCGCCGCGUAA